GCGAGCGGAGAGGACGGCCCCAGGAGCACCCAGCAGGCAGAGAGAAGCUGAAAUGCCCCAGUGCAAAACCUGUUUUAAAGGACAGGUUGAAUCGCCUCAAUCCACCCUCAGAACCAGUUCCUAAACUAGCCCAUGUUGACAAGAAUAAGAGGGAUGCUCUCAGAAACGUGCCCAAGGGUGCUCCAAGGGAUGGCAAAUUUGGUGCCAGAUCUGUACCACACGCUGGCCACGCUGCUCAGAAACCUUCAAAUCCAGCCCAGAGAGCAACAGGGCUGCCUCCAGAGCAGCCAAGGAAGAGGACAGAUCUUCACUCUACCCAGCCCAGAGGGAAGCUCCCAACUUCAUCCUCUGGUCACCUAAAUGCAGCCAGGAACAGGAACCCUGCACUGGAGACUGCUACCACUGCAGCACCCCAGGCUGGCAGUGACCCCCCCCAUCCUGGGACACCUUGCUCCCCACAGGAGGGCCCACAGAACAGGCUGGGCUGCAACAAGGAAAACAUCCCAGCAAAAGCCUCCACACACCCUGUGCUGAAUGGAGCUUCCCAGUCUGAUGGAAAAAAUCUUGGGAACCAAGGAGUCUUGGCUCAGAGGCAAAGCUCAGCCAUGGUGUCCAGAACCAUCCUGGGCCCAAAGGACAGGAUUACUCACUGCCUGGCUAAGAAAGAGACAACUCAGGAUAAAUUCCAGAGAUCCCUGACAGGCUCAAGGAGCCUGUCUCAAAACCCAAGUGUCCAAACCCAGCAGCUGCAGCCCUCUGGCUCACUCACUGCUGCUGCUGCUUUGCCCCAUCAAAAAUCAGGGGCAAAGCAGGAAAAAACUGAGGUGGCAAAGCCACCCCUCAGGAAGCCCCUGAGCAUCCACCCCGUGGGACCUCCGAAGCACUACAGCAGACCCCCUCAAACGAAAAGACCCCCCCCAAAACCUCUGGCCUCCAGCAGGCCCCAGGGGACCACAAAGGUGACAUCCAGCCUGCAAGCAGCCCAGGGGCAGAGGCCCCCAGCGAAGUGGGAGGCGGGUAGGAAGGACGUGAAGGUGCUGCCCCCCUUCCACUCAGCAACAGCCCGUGUGGCAGCCCCCCAAAACCGCCCUGGGGGCACACAAGGCUCCAAAACUCAACCAGUGGGGAGUGGUUUGAGGAGCAGGAUGGAUGGGGUUAAAGCAGAGCUGCCAAAGGCCAGUGGGAUGUUGCCCAGGCGUGUCCCCAGGACCCCGUCCGCUGCGGAUCGCAAGAAGCAGCUGGAGGAGUGGUUGGCAUCCAAAGGCAAGACCUACAAGCGACCACCCAUGACACUGCUGCAGAAAAACCCAGUGAAGCUGACCUGGAGAAGUGUCAAGGAGAAAGACAAGCAAGAGAAAGCCAAGCAGCAAUCCCUGGAGAAGAUCAACAGCGUGUUAACUGAGUGCCUGAAGCUCGUUGAGGAGGGUGUCCAGGCCGAGGAGCUCUCUGCAGUGCUGUCCAACGUGCCCAACGCUGAGAAGUUUGCCAAAUUCUGGAUCUGCCAAGCGAAGCUGCUGGCCAGGGGGGGGCCCUUCGACGUGACGGGGCUGUACAGAGCCGCAGUCUGCGCCGGCGCGGCGCCGCUCCAGGAGCUCAGAGACGUCGUCCUUGACAUUUUGAAGGCUGCAGACCAAACACCAGCAGGGCAAAAGGCUGAGCAGCCCCUGCCUUGUGAGCCUACGACACCUUCUCUGAGUGAGAGGCAGCCCGUGGCAACGACCCCCUGGGUUUACCCAAAAAGCUCUUCUCUCUGCAGAGGAAAAGAGCUGCUGGAAGGGCAGGAGCUGAAGCUGCUGACGCCCGUGCGGCGCUCGGUGCGGAUAGAGCGGGAGAUGCUGAAGGACCACGACCCCGUGGUGUCCUCCCUCAGGGAGCUCCUGAACAUCGAGGAGGACGCUCAGUUCUUCUUCAGGAGGAACAAAGCUUUGCCCGAGGUGGUGGAGCUGGAGGGU
Molecule: messenger RNA, 1952 nt
Organism: Merops nubicus (carmine bee-eater)
Lineage: Eukaryota; Metazoa; Chordata; Aves; Coraciiformes; Meropidae
Gene: CKAP2L
Product: cytoskeleton associated protein 2-like
Cellular component (GO): mitotic spindle; cytosol; centrosome
Source: RefSeq, a predicted model, not a curated record